Messenger RNA from Drosophila busckii, 1228 nucleotides. It is a transcript of the gene Rab4, whose product is annotated as ras-related protein Rab-4B. The transcript has 4 exons. The record is from RefSeq and is a predicted model, not a curated record. Gene Ontology annotation, biological process: Rab protein signal transduction; regulation of endocytosis. The coding region runs from base 170 to 811 and encodes 213 amino acids. Gene Ontology annotation, molecular function: GTP binding; GTPase activity. Gene Ontology annotation, cellular component: endosome. NCBI's taxonomy places the organism in Eukaryota, Metazoa, Arthropoda, Insecta, Diptera, Drosophilidae.
ACUGUCUGGAUAAAAACAAUAGUUAAGUUCUUUUUUAUAAAAGUUGCACUUAAUUUUAACUAUUUGUUGCACUUUUGCACAACUGUAAGCCUGCUUAUAUUGUUUACUAUAAAAAUCUGCAAAAACUAACAGGAUAAUCAGGAAUAAAGAGGACGCAAAAGCAAAAAAGAUGUCUGAAACAUACGAUUACCUUUUCAAGUUUCUAAUAAUUGGCAGUGCUGGCAGUGGCAAAAGUUGUCUCUUGCAUCAUUUCAUUGAGAGCAAAUUCAAAGAUGACAGCUCGCAUACCAUUGGCGUAGAAUUUGGCUCAAGAAUAGUGAAUGUGGGCGGCAAAUCGGUGAAGCUACAAAUUUGGGAUACGGCUGGCCAGGAAAGAUUUCGUUCGGUGACGCGAUCUUACUAUCGUGGCGCAGCUGGUGCACUUUUGGUCUAUGACACCACCUCGCGUGACUCCUUCAAUGCUUUGACGAAUUGGCUGAAUGAUGCGCGCACGCUAGCGAGUCCAAAUAUUGUUAUAUUGCUGGUGGGCAACAAAAAGGAUCUGGAGGAGGCGCGCGAUGUUACUUUUCUGGAGGCGAGCACAUUUGCACAGGAGAAUGAGCUAAUAUUCUUGGAGACGAGCGCCAAAACAGGCGAAAAUGUAGAGGAAGCAUUUCUCAAGUGUUCUAAGACCAUACUCGCAAAGAUAGAGACAGGCGAGCUGGAUCCGGAGCGCAUUGGCAGCGGCAUACAGUACGGCGGCGCCGCUUUACGCAAUUUGCAAACGCGACAGCGCAGCAUCAACAAACCAGAUUGCACUUGUCGCGUGUAGAGUACGACGAGCUGCAUUGUAUUUAGGUUUAGGGUCAGACAAAUUAAUCUCAUUUUAAAAAAAUCUAAACUUAGGUUAUAUGUAUUCUGUAUGUAGCUGUGUGUUUUUGUCAAUCUGUAUGUUGAACUCAUUCCAAGCUUUGUGCUUUGUUUUAAAUAAUAUUUUCACAAAUUUUACUUACUGACUUAUUUGUUUAAAGCUUGUUUUGCUGAAUAACUGUAAUUGCAAAGCUACUUAAGCGCACCGAUUGAUUUAAUUAUUAUUGUAUGUAUUAUAGGCUGCUCGAGAGCUGCGAAAAAUUUGUUUCUGAAAAGUGAUGUGACGAGCAUCUUGUAAAUAGCAAAUUGUAAAGAAAUUCAAAUGGAAUAUAGCACACGCGGCAAUUAAAAAUAAACGCAAAUAUAAAAUAUAAAUUUA